CGCUCCCUCAACAUGCAGAACGACGCCGGCGAGUUCGUGGACCUUUACGUGCCGCGGAAAUGCUCUGCCAGCAACCGCAUCAUAGGCGCCAAGGACCACGCGUCCAUCCAGAUGAACGUGGCCGAGGUUGACAAGGUGACAGGCAGGUUCAACGGCCAGUUUAAAACCUAUGCCAUCUGCGGGGCCAUUCGCAGGAUGGGCGAGUCCGAUGACUCCAUUCUCCGGCUGGCCAAGGCGGACAGCAUUGUCUCAAAGUAA
Molecule: messenger RNA, 258 nt
Organism: Lipotes vexillifer (Yangtze River dolphin)
Lineage: Eukaryota; Metazoa; Chordata; Mammalia; Artiodactyla; Lipotidae
Gene: RPS21
Product: ribosomal protein S21
Exons: 4
Coding region: 13-258 (81 amino acids)
Biological process (GO): translation
Cellular component (GO): ribosome
Molecular function (GO): structural constituent of ribosome
Source: RefSeq, a predicted model, not a curated record